UAUAUAAUAUAUAUAUAUAUAUAUAUCAUAAAUCGUGAUGUAUCGCGCCGCAGCUUCCAGAAUCAGACUCCCCAAGGGUCAAGCCAGAAGCAGGUUUCUGACCAGGUUUGCAAGUUCUAGUGCGGUUGCAGCGCAAUCAACUUCGGGGGGUAUCUUUAGCUGGUUUACAGGAGGAAGCUCUUCAAGCCUCCCUCCUUUGGACUUUCCACUCAAGGGUAUUGAACUCCCGUCUUCUCUACCCGACCAUGUUGAAACUGGAAAGACGAUCAUAACAACCCUCUCAAACGGAGUCAGAAUUGCCUCUGAAAGUUCACCAAACCCUGCAGCUUCUAUUGGUUUGUAUGUGAAUUCUGGCUCUAUUUAUGAAACACCGGCUUCAUUUGGGGCUACACAUCUUCUAGAACGCAUGGCUUUUAAAAGCACAGCUAAUCGAAGCCAUCUGCGAUUGGUAAGGGAAGUGGAGGCUGUUGGUGGCAAUGUGGCAGCCUCAGCUUCUAGGGAGCAAAUGAGUUACUCCUUUGAUGCCCUCAAGACCUAUGUUCCUCAAAUGGUAGAACUUCUGGUUGACUCUGCAAGAAAUCAAGUUUUCUUGGACUGGGAGGUCAAGGAGCAGAUCCAGAAAGUGAAAGCCGAGAUCAGUGAAUAUGGCAACAACCCAGAGGGCUUGCUGUUAGAGGCAGUUCAUUCAGCUGGAUAUUCUGGUGCACUAGGCAAUGCUCUGAUUGCCUCAGAAGCCUCACUUAAUAGAUUAGACAGUUCCAUAUUGGAAGAAUUCGUUGCUGCAAACUAUACUGCUCCUCGAAUAGUUCUUGCCGCUUCAGGUGUUGAACAUGAGGAACUGUUGAAAUAUGCAGAACCUCUUCUCUCUGAUUUACCAGGUGGUGCUCAUAUUGAGGAGCCAAAAUCCGUUUAUGUUGGUGGUGAUCAUCGUGUUAUGGCUGAUACAGGGAGAACCAGUUUUGCUCUUGCAUUUGAACUUCCUGGUGGUUGGCUCAAGGAGAAGGAUGCCAUGACUUUGACUGUUCUUCAGAUUCUAAUGGGAGGCGGUGGAUCUUUUUCAGCUGGCGGUCCUGGAAAAGGGAUGUACUCACGCCUUUAUCUUCGAGUUCUGAAUGAGUACCCGGAAAUUCAGUCAUUUUCCGCAUUUACUUCAGUCUACGCCAACAGUGGCAUUUUCGGAAUCCAAGCUACCACUAUUCCCGAGUUUGCACCCAAAGCAUUAGAUAUAGCUGCUAAAGAGCUAAUUGCAGUCGCCACAACUGGGGAAGCCAACCAGGUACAGCUGGAUCGUGCCAAACAGUCUACCAAGUCUGCUAUUCUAAUGAACUUGGAAUCAAGAAUGGUUGGUUCAGAAGAUAUUGGCAGACAGAUAUUGACAUACGGAGAGAGGAAACCUGUCGAGUUUUACUUGAAAGCAAUUGAUGAAGUAACAGCUAAGGAUAUUGCUUCUAUUGCACAAAAGCUUCUAUCUUCUCCACUCACAAUGGCUUCUCACGGAGAUGUUAUAAAUGUACCAACCUACGACUCGGUUAGCAGCAAAUUUCGUUAAACUGUAAGGUUUGCUUUUACUUCAAAGCGACAAAAUCCGAGUGGAUGUUGCUUGUUAUUGUUAUUUUUAGAUAGAAACAAUAAUUUGAGGCAAUGCCGUUGCAACCCAACAUUUUUGACUGUAUUAUUUCAUGUAUUUUAUUUUUGUUGAAGUUGGUGCAAUGGACUUCAAACUGCUUUUCAUA
Molecule: messenger RNA, 1733 nt
Organism: Erigeron canadensis
Lineage: Eukaryota; Viridiplantae; Streptophyta; Magnoliopsida; Asterales; Asteraceae
Product: mitochondrial-processing peptidase subunit alpha-like
Exons: 13
Coding region: 38-1549 (503 amino acids)
Biological process (GO): proteolysis
Cellular component (GO): mitochondrion
Molecular function (GO): metal ion binding; metalloendopeptidase activity
Source: RefSeq, a predicted model, not a curated record